AUGUCUAAGCUUCCUCCGCUUCCCGCCCACCUCGACACCUACGAAGGAUGGCAACCCUCGUCCUCGAAUCCGAGGAUUGCAAAGGUCACAAAUCAGAUCAAGCCCGCCGAAAUGUGGACCCACUUUAUCAGUCAACGUCGCCCCGUCGUUAUCGAUGGCUUGCUCCGCGAUCCUGACUUCAAAGCUGCCAAAUGGACCAAUCUUGAAUAUCUUCGGUCAACCGCAGGCCAUGUACCCGUCAAGAUCGAGCCUGUUCACCCCUCCGCAGGUCAUUUCGGCACCUCGGUCAAGCGAAGCAAGGUCAAGUUCUCCGAGUUUCUCCAGACGCUCCAAGAUGUUGAAAGCGCCGGCAAAUGGUACCUCACCACCCAAUAUGUUGACGACGACGAAACCGCCGACUCGUCCCAUCCCUCAACCCCUCACGAUCCCGACAGAGAAGAAGAUGGCUACGAGCCAGAGCUCGACAAUGUCCUUCCCGCUCCCACAAAUGCGCUUUCCAACGACUUUCCACAUCGUCCAGCCCUCCUCGGCAACCUUGUUCUUCAACAAUGUAACUUGUGGCUAGGCAACAGUAAGGAGGGCAAGAGCUCCGGAUUGCAUCACGACUUUCACGAUAACCUCUACAUCCUUCUCUCUGGUUACAAGCGCUUUCUCCUCUUCCCUCCCUCAGCACAUCGGUUCCUCCAUCCUCGUGGCUGCAUCGAUCGGGUCUAUCCCAAUGGUCUUAUCGUCUAUACUCUUCCUGGCGAGCUUCCAUCCUACGUGCCUGUCGCUGGCCGUAAGCCCCAACUACCCAUACGCCCAGAUGGCCUCGUUCCUUCAGAAGCCGCAAGAUGGCGUCGUAAAGCUCGUCUUCGCGUCAAACGUGAGAUUGACGAGCGCGCCGCUGCAGAGGCAGGCGAAGGCUCCCGUCACAAGAGCCAACGCAAGGGAAAAGCAAAGCAGACCCGUCUCCAAGAGCUAGCUGAAGAGGCCUUCCUCCAAGCUGAGGCUGAACUCCGCAUCUGUCGCAUGGACGAAGAAGGCAUCGACCCUGAGGACGACAGCCUAGACGACGGCCCUGACUUUGACGACGACGACAGCAAUCCCGAUCUCGACGGUCUCUUGAACACAAUCAUCGACUUCAACGCCAACCCGCUCAUCGAUUCGUGUGAAGGAAGCCGGUCUGAAGAUGAAAAUGACAGCCAGAGCGACGAUGACGAUGAUGAUGAUCAAGCCCGCCGGCUGAUGGACUCCCUUCCAGCUCCAGUCAAACACAUCGGCAUGGCUGCGCUGGCUGGCGAUCCAGCGUCCAUGCGAAAGCUUCGUGCCUAUCUCGACAGCGUGGCCGAAUCAGAUCACUCUGACGAUGAGUCCGACCAUGAGCAUGCAGACGCGAAUGAUUCGAGCGACUCGGAGGCGCUUGACGACACGUCUUCGGCAGAUAACGAACAACAGCCUGGGCUGCUUGCUCCGUCCCGGCUCGAUCGUCCCAACGGUCUCUCUCACAAACGCAAGAAUGAGCCAUUGUCAGAUGAUGCACAUGACUCCGACAAUCGAGCAGACCAGGAGGCAUCAGACACCAUCGAGUCUAGUGGCACCCCAGCACCCCCAAAGCGAGUCAAAAUCGCUUCGUUGGUUGACACUUUUGGCGCAGCAAGGUCCUUGUCCGGUGAUAGCCAUGCCAGUAGUGAAGAGUCCGACAGCCAGACGCAAGAACCAGAUUUGGGCGAUAGCGACGAUGAUAGCGAGCCCGGCUUCCUUGGCGCCGACUCUGGCUCUGAAUUUGGAGACGUGAACGAAGGAGAAGCUCAACUGGAACGCCUCCUCGCAAUGGCCGAGCAGGAUGCCGAUGCUCAAGCUUCACCCGCUGCCGACGACGGCGAUGAAGACAACGAGCCUCAAAGCUUCUCACGCAUCCCACCACACGUUUUACACCGCUGUCUCAAUAUUCCCGACGACCCAUCUCGACCCAUGGCCAAGCAAAGCCACAGUGGUGCGGGCGCGCGCAAAAACAAAGCCGCCGCGUCCGAGCCGUAUACAGUCGUACCUGGCUGUCCACCGCCCAUCGAGGUGUUCCUGAAACCGGGCCAAAUGCUGUACCUUCCCGCCAGCUGGUAUCAUGAGGUCACGUCUUCGUCACUACCACCUCUAAGGGAUUUAGAGGAUAUCACCGAGCAGAGUGAGGAACCCAGCAAGGUGCAUAUGGCGCUCAAUUACUGGUUCCAUCCUCCCGACGCGCUCGAGUUCGAGCCCGUCGAGUCGAGACAGGGUUUCGAUGCAAAUGGCCAAGGCCGUGCAUCAAGCGACAUUGUCGUCCCAGGUCUUGGCGUUGGUCUCGGCGAAAGCGCCAUCGAGAACCGCGGCAAUGGUACAGGAACCCACGAGAGGCCGUACCGCGAUGCUGAAGUUUGGGAUGAAGUCGCCCAUGCGGUUGCUCAGCAGAUCAAGCUUGCCAAGGAGAGUGUAUCCAGGUGA
Mycosarcoma maydis (corn smut) is the source of this 2457-nucleotide messenger RNA. RefSeq lists its product as uncharacterized. NCBI's taxonomy places the organism in Eukaryota, Fungi, Basidiomycota, Ustilaginomycetes, Ustilaginales. The transcript has a single exon. The record is from RefSeq and is a predicted model, not a curated record. The coding region runs from base 1 to 2457 and encodes 818 amino acids. Gene Ontology annotation, molecular function: 2-oxoglutarate-dependent dioxygenase activity.